AGAGCUUCGUGGAGCAGCAGCAACAGGACCACAAGAAUGUUGUCCAAGUAUUUGCAUGGCGAAUAGUUGACAACAUAAACAUUGUCGAUGCAGCGCUGCAAGCGUUAAAAAGCCAAACGUAUAUCAAAGCGGAUAAAAGUGAAAUUGUACCCAAAAGACUUUUUCCAUCCGAGAUUGCUGAGUUUGCGAGUUUGCGGUGAAAAUGUGUUUGUAUUUGGGCGUCGUGGAGCAUUUGGUGGAUGUGGUUGCCUAUUGUGUCUGCCGGAUGCUGGAGCUCACGCUGCUCACCUUCGUGAUGAUGUGCAACACGGCCAAAGCCAAGCUGAGCAGCAGCAACAACGGCAACAACAACAACCAACUCGUCCUGAUGGAACAAUGACCCAGGUUCACGUUUGGACUCCAUGUCCACUGUACGGGCCAGUGCCGGGAAGCCGACAGACGCUGGGGCGUGGGCAACGUCUAGGGAUUCUGAAUGGAAUAUCUAACUCUACUUUAUUUUGAUGUACUUUUUUGGCUUAGAUAUAUGUACAAAAUAUAU
Drosophila arizonae is the source of this 538-nucleotide messenger RNA. It is a transcript of the gene prim, whose product is annotated as primacord. The record is from RefSeq and is a predicted model, not a curated record. NCBI's taxonomy places the organism in Eukaryota, Metazoa, Arthropoda, Insecta, Diptera, Drosophilidae.